This is a messenger RNA of Symbiodinium sp. CCMP2592, 687 nucleotides long. NCBI's taxonomy places the organism in Eukaryota, Dinophyceae, Suessiales, Symbiodiniaceae. The record is from the annotation of a GenBank genome assembly.
AUGCCCGGGUAUCUGUGCCGCAUGGAUGGGUGCGGUCAGCACACUUUUCGAAAGCCGCCAAACAACGAGUGCGAAGCUUGCCGUCCGGUGAGCAAGCGGGGUGCUAACAGAAGAUGGCCGAAAAUUCGCUUCAGAGAGAAGUGUGCUGUGUCGCCCGGAGGCGUGCCCGACAGAACUACAGUGAGAGCUGCUGCUAGACCGAAUCAGAAGCGGAAUGCUGCAGUGAUAGAGGCGGAGUCGGCGUCAGAUCAACAGUCACCGAGGGAAGAGGAGCAGACAGGGUCUCAGCAGCCAGAGCCAGCCUUGCCUCCUCCCAGGCAGAGACAGUUGCAACCGAAUGACUACGAUGGGCACGAGACUGCGUUAAACGAGAUGUUCCAGGAGAUUCAGCAAAUCGUGGGCUCUGCAAGUGCACACAACGCACUCGGGUGUGCCCAAGCGAUGGUCAAGAGAUUCGCCAGAGCUGCUGCAUCAAUCCCUUCCGAUUUGACAACGAUCGUUGCAGUCAGCUUCGCUCUUCGUGGAGAUGAGAAUAACGAGGCCAUGCGUAUCGCGUGGUAUGAACAUUGCGGCCGCUUGAGCAUCUAUGCGAGGAAAGCACAUGAGUCUAGACUUAUUAUGGCAUUGCCGUUUCAGACAGAUUUACAAGAGGACAUGUCACUGACAGAUAUGUCACGAGUGACUUGA